Messenger RNA from Engraulis encrasicolus (European anchovy), 3356 nucleotides. It is a transcript of the gene eif4g2b, whose product is annotated as eukaryotic translation initiation factor 4, gamma 2b. Gene Ontology annotation, cellular component: eukaryotic translation initiation factor 4F complex. The record is from RefSeq and is a predicted model, not a curated record. The transcript has 21 exons. Lineage: Eukaryota; Metazoa; Chordata; Actinopteri; Clupeiformes; Engraulidae. Gene Ontology annotation, molecular function: translation initiation factor activity; mRNA binding; protein binding. Bases 1 to 2823 code for a protein of 940 amino acids.
AUGGCUUUGAAGCGUGUGAUGACCUGCUGGCUUGAUGUAGAAGACCGGUUUUCCCCACCCCACCCUUUGAAAAUUAUUCUUUUGAAGAUUCUUCGUUGUCAAGCCGCCAAAGUGGAGAGUGUGAUUGCAGAAGGGGGUGCUUCUCGUUUCAGUGCUUCUUCGGGUGGAGGAGGAGGUAGGGGUGCACCUCAGCACUAUCCCAAGACUGUCGGCAACAGCGAGUACCUGGGGAAAUCCCCAGGGCCUAGCGUUCAGAGAUGGGUUCCUUCAAGAAGCACUAGACGAGAUGCCAACACCUCCGGCGAAAAAGAAAGACAUGAUGCUAUAUUCAGGAAAGUAAGAGGCAUACUUAAUAAGCUGACCCCUGAGAAGUUUGACAAGCUAUGCCUUGAGCUCCUUAAUGUGGGCGUAGAUUCUAAACUCGUCCUCAAAGGAAUCAUCUUGCUGAUUGUAGACAAAGCCCUAGAAGAGCCCAAGUACAGCUCGCUCUAUGCUCAGCUAUGUCUGCGCUUGGCAGAGGAUGCACCAAACUUUGAUGGCCCAGCACCAGAGAUCCAACCCUCCCAAAAGCAGAGCACAACCUUCAGAAGACUUCUGAUAUCCAAGCUUCAAGAUGAAUUUGAAAACCGCACCAAAAAUGUUGAAAUCUACGACAAACAGGACAACCCUCUCACCUCUGAAGAGGAGGAGCAGAGAAACAUUGCCAAGAUCAAGAUGCUCGGCAACAUUAAAUUCAUCGGAGAACUUGGCAAACUUGACCUCAUCCAUGAAUCUAUCCUUCAUAAGUGCAUCAAAACACUUCUGGAAAAGAAGAAGAGGGUCCAGCUCAAGGAUAUGGGGGAGGAUCUGGAGUGCCUCUGUCAGAUAAUGAGAACGGUGGGGCCGAGACUCGAUCAUGAGAAAGCAAGGUCUUUAAUGGAUCAGUACUUUGGCCGUAUGCAAUCCUUAAUGAACAACAAGGACUUGCCAGCAAGGAUUCGUUUUCUGCUGCAAGAUACAGUGGAGCUGCGAGAAAACAACUGGGUUCCUCGCAAAGCUUUUAUUGACAACGGACCAAAGACGAUUAACCAGAUUCGUCAAGAAGCAGUGAAGGAUUUGGGUGUAUUCAUUCCGCCCAUGACCCAGGGAAUGCGAAUGGACUUCUUUCUGGAUGGCCCCUUCAUGCCACCCAGGAUGAAACUGGACAGAGAAACUCUUGGGGGAUUGGCUGACAUGUUUGGACAAAUGCCAGGCAGUGGCAUAGGCACUGGUCCGGGAGUCAUUCAGGACCGCUUCUCGCCCACCCUGGGCCGCCAUCGCUCCAACCCGCUCUUCAACGGACACAGCGGCGGACACAUGACUCCUCCCCCCCAGUCUCAGUUUGACUUGGGCGUCAAACCCUUCAUGAAAUCCAACCAGGGACAGAAUCAACAUUUCCAGACCCAGAGCCACCCAUCGCAACAGCAGCAGGCCCAGUCCAAGGACAUGCCUCCCAGGUUCAGCAAGAAAGGACAGCUCAACGCAGACGAGAUCAGCCUGAGACCUGCACACUCAUUCCCUGUCAACAAAAACCAAGUGCCAAAGCUGCAGCCGCAGAUUCCCACCAUGAUUCCUCCAAGCGCACAGCCGCCCCGCAUCCAGACACCUCCUCUCGGACAGCCUCAGCUUGGUCUGAAAACCAACCCCCCUGUCAUCCAAGAGAAACCUCAGAAGACCAACAAGAAACCUGCUCCUGCAAAGGAGGAACUUCUUAAAAUGACAGAGACCAUAGUGACGGAGUACCUGAACAAGAAGGGCAUGGAGGAGGCAGUAAGCGGCGUCCGGGAGAUGAAGGCCCCCAAGCACUUCCUGCCAGAGAUGCUGAGCAAGAUCAUCAUGUGCUCCCUGGAGCGCUCAGACGACGACAAGGAGCAGGCCAGCGCCCUCAUCAACACCCUUCGCUCAGAGGGUCUCGUCACUGGGGAGAAUUUCAUGCAGGCUCUCCUGAAUGUACUGGACCAGUGUGCUAAGAUCGAGGUGGACAUCCCGCUGGUGAAGUCGUACUUGGCGCAGUUUGCGGCGCGAGCGAUGAUGACUGAGCUGGUGAGUGUGGAAGAGCUGGCCCACCCGCUGGAGAACGGCACCCACUUCCCCUUCUUCCUGCUCUGCCUGCAGCAGGCCUCCAAGCUCAAGGACCGCGACUGGCUCAUAGACCUCUUCCAGCAGAGCAAGGUCAACAUGCAGAAGAUGCUCCCUGAGAUUGACCAGAAUAAGGACCGCAUGCUGGAGAUCCUGGAGGGCAAGGGCCUGAGCUUCCUCUUCCCCCUGCUCAAGCUGGAGAAGGAGCUGCUCAAGCAGAUCAAGGCUGACCCGUCCCCACAGGCCAUCUACAAGUGGAUCAAGGACAAUAUCUCCCCCAAACUGCACACCGACAAGGGCUUCAUCAACAUCCUCAUGACCAGUUUCCUGCAGUACAUCUGUGCGGAGUUGGGUGUGUUGGAGUGUGAGGAUCAGGAGCAGCUGGCGUCCCCGUCUAAGGAGCAAAUGGAGCAGGAGAAGCAGCUGCUACUGGCCUUCAAGCCCGUCAUGCAGAAGUUCCUGCACGAGCACACACACCUGCAGGUCAGCGCCCUCUAUGCCCUGCAGGUGCACUGCAACGCCUACUCCUUCCCCAAAGGCAUGCUGCUGCGCUACUUUGUGAACUUUUACGACAUGGAGAUCAUCGAAGAAGAAGCCUUCCUAGCAUGGAAAGAAGACAUCACCCAGGAAUUCCCAGGAAAAGGAAAAGCAUUGUUCCAGGUGAACCAGUGGCUGACGUGGCUGGAGACAGCUGAGGAAGAGGAGUCUGAAGACGAGGGCGACUGAAGACAACCAGCCAAAGCCUCAUAAGUGUAGAAGAAAACCUCUGGAUUUUGACCUUAACCCAUAAUCCACCGCACAACAACCACUUGACCUGCCCCUCUGCUGCUCAACUCGUACUGUACACUAUAAAAGCAUUAUGAUGAAGACAUGGGUGUGUUACACCAGUGAGGCCAUUUCUGGGGGGUUUUUUGUUUGUUUGUUUUUUGUGUUUUGUUUUGUUUUUGUUUUUGUUUUUUUGCUUUUUACCAUUAGGUAAUGCUGCAUGAAAUGAACAUCAUUAGGGUUUUGUGUUGUUUGUGUGUGUGAGUAAGUAAGUAUGGGCAAUGGGGCAGACUGCGCCACAGCUCAACAGGUGUGUUCCUCAUGGCUGUCCUGGGCUUGUUGAACAGCUUCUUUUCACGGAGUGUGUGUAUCACCUCCCUACCAAUCCCCACCGCGACCUGCUUGUGCCUCAGAUAAACAACCCUCUAGAAGACCAUCAGAGGUCUGAUUGCAAUUGGAGAGGGAGAGAGAGAGCAAUUACAGACUCGUGCCUC